Molecule: messenger RNA, 3255 nt
Organism: Naegleria gruberi
Lineage: Eukaryota; Heterolobosea; Eutetramitea; Acrasida; Naegleriidae
Product: RGS domain-containing protein
Exons: 2
Coding region: 1-3108 (1035 amino acids)
Source: RefSeq, a predicted model, not a curated record
AUGGGAGCUCACGAUUCUCAACAACAACAACAAAAUCAUGGAAAUUCAUCAUCAACAACUCCACGAGAACAAUUACUUGGUAUUCCAUUGAGUGGAAAGAGAGCGACAACUAAUUUGAGUGGCUAUUCGAAUCAAUCAUCCUCCUCCUCACCAAAUACCACAACAAGUGUCAGCAGUAGCAAUGUAUUUAGUACAAGUAGUUCGAUACUGAGUAAUUCGAAUAGUGCUGUUUCGUCUCCUCCUCAUCAUUCUAUGCAUUUUACAAAUCCAAUAACUUAUCCAUCAUCUUCAUCAUCAGCAACAACAACAGGAGGAGGAGGAGGUAGAAAUAGAAGUAACAGCUCCUCUUCAACACAUCAUCAAUAUUUGGGAGCUACUUCUCCAUCAACCAUGUCAACUUCACCACACAAUGCCAUUUCUCCCAACACUUUACAAAGUCAUAUUCAAAAUAUGCAACAAACAGCAAAGAAUGAACAAUUACAUGCAAAGCAAAUUCAAUUAGCCAAGAUGUAUAAAUUCCAAUUUGAGGAAAUUUAUGAUAAUCAUGAAACUAGAGCCCUUUUUAAACAAUUUCUUAUCAAGAAUCAGAACGGAGAAAAUAUCUAUUUUGAUAAGACUCUAGAUUCCGAGUAUAAACCUCUAAAAUCGAAUAGAAAUAGAUAUUAUAUGGCAAAGAGAAUAGUAGAGACGUUUAUAAAGGAGGGAUCUCCGUAUGAAGUGAAUUUAUCAGAAAAGGUGAAACAUGCCUUGUUGAGAGAGUUUGCAAAGGCAAGUGAAGAAAAUUGUCCUUUAGAUUUAUUUGAUUCUGUUCAGUAUCAAGUUUUAAGUUCAAUGAGAAUGGAUGCCUAUCCAAGAUUUGUACAAAGUGAUGAAUUUUUAAGUUUUAUUGGAAGUAAAUUAUUAAAUGCAAAGAAUAUGCAUCAUAAACUGAGGUUUUUAAAGGCCAUUAAUGCUGUUAGAAAGGUUUCACCUCUGGAAUUAUCAUCUUCAAAGGCCAAUCUCAGAAAGAGUUUGAAUGUGAAACAAAAAAAGACUGAGGAAGAUCAAUUGAAGGAAGCUCUAAUCAUGGACCAAAUAGAAUUGGAAGAUAAUGCUCAUGAAAAUUUAAUAUUACACAUUCCUGAUGCUGAUCCUACAUUGACACCUCGAUCCUAUUAUACCUACACUUCUGCACCUGCCAAUGGUCAAACAGCUCCAUCACUCAAUUCUCCAAAUAAUACCAACAAUCAUGCACAUACUCAUCAAACAUCGGAAAUUAGUGAACCUUCUACAAUUAAGAGAAGUAUGUCAAAUUUGAUGGGACAUUUCUUUAAGAGUGGCGACAAACAAUCAAGUAACGAAAAGAAUUCAAACAAUAGAAAGAGUACAGCUGCUACUCCAGUUCAACCCUAUGUUCAUACCACUAGAAAUAGACAUUCUAGAUCAGGAUCUGCUCUUGGUCUUUCUCUGGGUGAGUUGACAACAAGUAGUAAUAGCAUUGGAGUUAAAUUGCAUGACAGCUUACCGAAAGCUAUUCCUCCAAUUAACAACUUUAUUGUCACACCUGGUAGCGAUGAUGAACAUGACGAUGAGGAAGAUUAUUCCAACAAUACUGCCGACCAUCAAGAUAAUGAGGAUGACGAUGACAUUCCACUCUCUGAGCACGAAAGAGUUAAAAGAUUUGACACCAUUCUCAGUAAGAGUAACAUGUUUGGACAAAAUCAUAAUCACCAUCAUCAUCAUCAAGAUGAAAUGGUUGAAGUUAUUGAUCCAUGGCAAGAUGUGGAAUCUUACAUUUCUGGAGAUUCUUCUGACGAUGAUGAAGAUGAAUUGGAUCAAAUGGAUAUUGGAGGAAAUUUGGCAGCUAUUGCUGGCACUCAUGUUAAUUCCAGUCCUCUUACACACAAUACAAUUGUUCCAAUUCUUGAAGGAUUGUCGACUCAUAUAGAAGAUCUACAACUUUCUACAAGAGAAGUUGAAGCCAUCAAAUCUGAGUACAUGCACUAUGUGGAUAACAAGUCAGUAUUGGAUCUUGCAACCAUUUUGAAACAAGUAGAUGAGAAGGAUAAGAAAACUAAAUCAGGAUGGUCCAUGGUCAAUUUGCAACCUAAAAAGAGAAGACUCGGCAGGAGAAGUAAAUCAAUUUCCUCAUUGGACCUGAUUGCACAACAUUCAGUGAAGGCCUACUCUGCAAGAUUUGACUCUAUUGCCACCGAUGAUAUUACAUACAUGUUGAGAAGAUCUUGUCGAUUGCCUUACAAUGCCUUUUCAGUUUUACAAAUUUUGGCAGAUGAAAGCACGGACGAAAGUAUUGUCAAUCCGUUAUUGACAAGUCCAGCAGAAUAUAUCGAAUUUAUUGUUAAGGAAACUGAACAUGCCUAUGCCUCAUUGAUUACUUUAGAAGGUGCCAGAUGGCCUUGGCCUCUUAAACAACGUCACUAUGUCACCACUGGUACUGUUAUUUCUGAUAUUAUCAAUGACGAAAAGGAUAAUCCAGGAAGAAAACGUUAUGUCAUUAUCAAGAGAAGUGUUGUAAAUAAUCCAAAAUUGGAAAUUACAUUGAGUAAGAAGGAUAAUCCAAACAGAGUAUUUGGACUCAAAUUAGAGGCCUACUUUAUCGAAUCUUUCAAUACCAAUGAAUGUACAUUGACCAUGUUCAAUGAAUGGAAAUUCACCAAUGCCAACAAGUGGUCCUUCCCAACCAAACUCUUUAGAAAAACUCUGAGAACCUUCUCCACUGAUUUCCAUCAAAAUUUAAUUGACAGAUUAUCGAGCUCAGCUGGUCAUCAACCAAUUUCCUAUCAUGAAUUCAUCAGCCAUACCAAUACAGCUCACGAUGUCUCUCCAAGAAACGAUCACACUCUCCUCCACACACUCUUCCGUAAUCAAGCUCUAUCUCCAUAUAAGAAGAAGGAGGAAAUUAAGGGUAAAGUUCAGAGUGUUUUCAAUACAUUAUCCCUGAUGAGAUUAUUCGAGUAUGAUCUUCAUGAAACUUGUCGAAUCAUUGAGGAAAGAUAUCACAAUUCAAGUGCUACUACACCAUCUGAUGAUAAUAAUCAACAUCUUGUCAAUCCUUCCAUUCACAUUGUUUCUGAAGAAUCAUCUCAGAAACAAACAAAAGUCUUGUAAAAGACAUUAUCAUUACCAACAUAUACAGGUUGUGCCAACUUACAUUGGUUUUCAACAGUCAAUUAUAUCCCAAAUUAAAUAUUUAAUCCAAGAGCAACAACAAGGGAUUAUUCAAUAUUAAAAUAUGAGAAUUAAAUAAUUGUUAAU